AAUAAUAAAAGACAAAACUCCACAUGUUUUGCCUUGCCCACCUCCCAUCCCCAACGACCCUCUCUGCUUAUUUAAGGCGAGCAUAAGGGCGAGCAUUGAGCCAGACCUCCCAAGGAAUGCACUUGAGCUUCCAAAGCCCCAACGCCAUGGCUGCCAUCCCCUUAUCCUCAGAAUGGCUUCUUCCCCUGUUCAUCCUCCUCCUUCCUCUUCUCUCUCUGCUUUUCCUCAAACCCAAAAACAAAGAACUGAAAGCAGCCAAGCUCCCCCCCAGCCCUCCCCGGCUUCCCAUUAUCGGCAAUCUCCACCAAUUAGGAAAGUUGCCACACCAAACACUCUGGAAACUCUCGCAGGAGUAUGGCCCCGUCAUGCUUCUGCAACUCGGCAGCGUCCCAACCAUGGUCGUCUCCUCCGCAGACAUGGCCAAGGAAAUUUUGAAAACUCACGACCUUGAUUUCUGCACAAGGCCUUCCUCUCCCGGCCCGAAACGCCUUUCCUACAACUAUUUGGACGUCGCGUUCUCCCCCUACUCCGAUUACUGGCGAGAGAUCCGUAAGCUCUUCGUGUUCGAGCUUCUGAGCGCGAAGAGGGUACAGUCUCUGUGGUACGCUAGAGAAGCAGAGGUUGACAAUUUGAUUACCGCCGUCGCCCAAUCUUCGCCGAAUCCGGUGAAUCUCAGCGAAAAGAUCUUUAUUCUCGCGGACAGCAUUGUGGGCACGGUCGGAUUUGGGAAGAGGUACGGCGGAAUGCAGUUCAAGAACCAGAAAUUUCAGGACGUUCUGGACGAGGCCAUGAACAUGUUAGACAGCUUCUCCGCCGAGGAUUUCUUCCCGGCGGUGGGCUGGAUCGUGGAUGCCUUGACGGGGCUACGGGCAAGGCUCGAGAAGAGCUUUCAAAAUCUCGAUGGGUACUUUCAGAUGGUGCUCGACGCACAUCUCGACCCUUCAAGGCCCAAAACAGAGCAUGAGGACUUGGUUGAUGUUUUGAUUGGAUUGACGAAAGAGCAGGGUGGCUCUGGCGCAUUUCGUCUCACCAAGGAUCAUGUCAAGGCUGUUCUCAUGAACACAUUCAUCGGGGGAAUAGACACCAGUUCGGUGACAAUGGUAUGGGCAAUGGCGGAGCUGAUGAGGAGCCCAAGAGUACUAAAGAAGGUCCAGGCCGAGAUCCGGAGCCGCGUCGGGAAGAAACCAAGAGUCGAAGCAGACGACGUCGCAAAGCUGGACUACCUAAAAAUGGUGGUGAAGGAGACAUUCAGGCUCCACCCGGCGGCGCCGUUUCUCAUCCCGCACCAGGCGAUGCGCAGGUGCAAGAUCGGCGCCGGCGAGCACGCGUACGACGUCUUACCAGACACAAGGGUCAUGGUAAACGCGUACGCGAUCGGGAGGGACCCGAAGAGCUGGACGAACCCUUGGGAGUUCUGCCCGGAGAGGUUCGAGGGCAGCGAGAUCGAUUUCAAGGGGCAGCAUUUUGAGCUGAUACCGUUUGGGGCGGGCAGGAGGAUCUGCCCGGGGAUGAUGAUGGGGAGCACCACCGUGGAGUUCACGCUGGCCAAUCUGCUCUACUGCUUUGACUGGGCGAUGCCCAGUGGGAUGAAUAGGGAGGACGUCAGCAUGGAAGAGGAAGGAGGAAUUACCAUUCACAAGAAGACGCCUCUGUACCUUGUGGGCAAGAGGUAUAAUUGGGAUGCAUAGGGGUGAAAAUGUCAUUUCCUUUGUAUGAGAAAUUUCAAGUGUUGAAGUGUUCUAUGUCUACCACCUAAUUAAGUUUUUAUUAUGAGAAGUAUUAGGCUUGCCAGGUUGGAACGGUUUGUAUGAGAAAAUCUCUCUCUCUCUCUCUCUCUCUCUUUUUCAAAGUAUUUUGUCCAAUCUAGUUAAUUAAUAAAAUGGGUUCAUUCUUAUAGAAAA
Molecule: messenger RNA, 1901 nt
Organism: Malania oleifera
Lineage: Eukaryota; Viridiplantae; Streptophyta; Magnoliopsida; Santalales; Ximeniaceae
Product: 2-methylbutanal oxime monooxygenase-like
Exons: 2
Coding region: 117-1688 (523 amino acids)
Molecular function (GO): iron ion binding; heme binding; monooxygenase activity
Source: RefSeq, a predicted model, not a curated record